Messenger RNA from Oncorhynchus nerka (sockeye salmon), 1569 nucleotides. Its product is annotated as basic proline-rich protein-like. The transcript is spliced from 2 exons. NCBI's taxonomy places the organism in Eukaryota, Metazoa, Chordata, Actinopteri, Salmoniformes, Salmonidae. The coding region runs from base 1 to 1569 and encodes 522 amino acids. The record is from RefSeq and is a predicted model, not a curated record.
AUGGCCCCUCAGCUGUUUCCUCACACCUUUGGCAAUGUGCCACAGGUCAUAUUCAUGCCAGAUAUCAGCAGGGAGUCCCACAAGUGCACCCUCACACUUGGAAGCCUGUCAGUGGCCAGGUGGCCCCUCGCCUGCUGGCCCAUCCCCUACUGGCCCAUCCACUGCUGGCCCAUCCCCCACUGGCCCAUCCCCUACUGGCCCAUCCCCACUGGCCCAUCCCCUACUGGCAAUCCCUACUGGCCCCUCCCCUACUGGCCCAUCCCCUACUGGCCCAUCCCUACUGGCCCAUCCCCUACUGGCCAUCCCCUGCUGACCCAUCCACUGCUGGCCCAUCCCCUACUGGCCCAUCACCCUACUGGCCCAUCCCCUGCUGUCCCCUCCCUGCUGGCCCCUCCCCUGCUGACCCGUCCCCUGCUGGCCCAUCCCCCUGUUUAUCCCCCUCCUGGUUGUAGCCUGCAUCCCCUACUGGCCCCAUCCCCUACUGGCCCAUCCCCUACUGGUCCAUCCCCUGCUGGCCCCUCCCUGCUGGCCCCUCCCCUGCUGGCCCAUCCCCUGCUGGUCCAUCCCCCUGACCCCUCCCCUGCUGGCCCAUCCCCUGCUGACCCAUCCACUGCUGGCCAUCCCCUACUGGCCCAUCCUCUACUGGCCCAUCCCUACUGGUCCAACCCUGCUGUCCCCUCCUGCUGGCCCAUCCCCUGCUGGCCGAACCCCUGCUGGCCCAUCCCUGCUUACCCAUCCCUGCUGGCCCAUCCCCUGGUUGGCCGCUCCACUGCUGGCCCAUCCCCCACUGGCCCAUCCCCUACUGGCCCAUCCCCCACUGGCCCAUCCCCUACACUGGCCCAUCCCCUACUGGCCCCUCCCUACUGGACCAUCCCCUACUGGCCCAUCCCCUACUGGCCCAUCCCCUACUGGCCCAUCCCCUGCUGGCCCAUCCCCUGCUGGCCCCUCCCUGCUGGCCCAUCCCCUGCUGGCCCCUCCCCUGCUGACCCAUCCCCUGCUGGCCCAUCCCCUGCUGGCCCAUCCCCUGCUGACCCAUCCACUGCUGGCCCAUCCCUGCUGGCCCCUCCUCUGCUGGCCCAUCCCAUGCUGGCCCGAACCCCUGCUGGCCCAUCCCCUGCUGGCCCCUCCUCUGCUGGCCCAUCCCAUGCUGGCCCGAACCCUGCUGACCCAUCCCCCUGCUGGCCCCUCCCCUGCUGGCCCAUCCCUGCUGGCCCUCCCCUGCCGACCCCUCCCCUGCUGGCCCAUCCCCUGCUGGCCCCUCCCCUGCUGGCCCAUCCCCUGCUGGCCCCUCCCCUGCUGGCCUCUCCCCUGCUGGCCCAUCCCCUGCUGGCCCCUCCCCUGCUGGCCCAUCCCCUGCUGGCCCCUCCCCUGCUGGCCCCUCCCCUGCUGGCCCCUCCCCUGCUGACCCAUCCUCUGCUGGCCAAACUCCUGCUGGCCCCUCCCCUGCUGACCCAUCCCUUACUGACCCUUCCCCUGCUGGCCCCUCUCCUGCUGGCCCCUCCCCUGCUGGCCCAUCCGCUGCUGGCCCCUCCCCUGCUGGCCCCUCCCCUGCUGGCCCCUCCCUGCUGA